AAGGCGAGCUGAAACUUUAUAAAAUAUUAACCGUGGUAGCUGAGGAAAUUCCCCGUGGUGUUUGAAUAUAAUGACAAAUGCGAAGCGAGUCGCUCUGCUUCAAUGGGGCGCUAUACUGGAUUGUGUUUGUGUAGGGUUGGGAUUUCACCGUAAAUAUUCAAAAUGGCGGACGGAGGAGCAGCGAGUCAAGAUGAGAGUUCAGGACCAGAUUCUAGAAUGAGUAAUCCGUCAGAAACAAAUAAAUGUGCAAUGGAGAGUGGGGACGGUAAUACAGGUGCCCAAACAAACGGACUGGACUUUCAGAGGCAGACGGUGCAAACAACAAAUGCAAUCACCAAUGCACAAGCACAAGCCUUGCUCCAACAGUUGACGCUGACUCCAGCGCAACAGCAGUUGUUGCUACAACAGGCUCAGGCGCAGCUUUUGGCUGCAGCUGUUCAACAGCAUUCGGCCAGCCAGCAGAGCAACACCACAGGAGCGAGUAUCUCUGCCUCCGCUGCCACGCCGAUCACACAGAUCCCUCUUUCUCAGCCCAUUCAGAUCACACCUCAGUUGCAGCAGCUGCAGCAACAGCAGCAGAACCUCAACUUGCAGCAGUUUGUGCUCGUCCAGCCAGGUCAUCCAAUUGCUGCCCAGCUGCAGCCAGCGCAGUUCAUCAUCUCACAGACGCCGCAGGGCCAGCAGAGCCUCUUGCAAGCCCAGAAUCUUCUAACUCAACUACCUCAAAGUCAAGCCAACCUCCUACAGAGUCAGCCAAGCAUCAGUCUUGCCACACAGCCAGCAACACCGACCCGCACGAUAGCAGCUACCCCCAUCCAGACCCUCCCUCACAACCAGACGACACCAAAGCGCAUGGAAGCACCCAGUCUGGAGGAACCCAGUGACCUGGAGGAACUGGAGCAGUUUGCCAAGACCUUCAAACAAAGGAGGAUCAAACUGGGCUUCACUCAGGGGGAUGUUGGCCUUGCUAUGGGAAAACUAUAUGGAAAUGACUUCAGCCAAACCACCAUUUCUCGCUUUGAGGCCUUGAACCUGAGCUUUAAAAACAUGUGCAAGUUGAAGCCUUUGUUGGAGAAGUGGCUAAAUGAUGCAGUGUGUGCAGAGAACCAGACGUCAGACCAGGGCCUGUCCAGCCCUAGCUCUAUUGGCUCCCCUGGGCUGGGCAUGGAGGGCCUUAACCGCCGUCGCAAGAAGAGGACCAGCAUUGAGACCAACAUCAGAGUGGCCUUAGAAAAGAGCUUUCUAGAGCAGAACCAAAAACCUACCUCUGAGGAGAUCACCAUGAUCGCUGACCAGCUGAACAUGGAGAAGGAGGUGAUCCGUGUGUGGUUCUGCAAUCGCCGGCAGAAGGAGAAGAGGAUCAACCCACCCAGCAGCGGCAGUGCUGCCAGCACUCCCAUUAAAGCAAUCUUCUCCCCCUCCACACCUCUGUAUUCUCUGAAGAGCCGACAACGCAUUGGAAUACCGAUUACAAUUCACCAGGCGCCUAGCACAUCCAGUCUUGUGACCAGUAGCACGUCGACUACACUGACUGUAAACCCAGUUCUGCCUCUCACCAGCACGAGCAUCUCCAGCAUUGGACUCACUGGCACCACCGUGGGCUCGGCAACAACUAAGACUGCAUCUACCGUCUCCACAAUGCCCGCUGUGACCACGUCAACCUCGUCACCCUCACUCAGCCCCUCCCCCAGUGCACCACAGGCAUUGUCGGCCGAGUCUGUGGUGACUCAGGUGCCAGCAAGCACCGUUACCCAGGCACCCACCAUGCCAGUGAACACACUGGGCACGGGCCAGGUGAUGGUGGCUGCAUCUAGCCUGUCUGCUGCACUGCAGGGAGCUGCACAGCUUCCUACCAGCGCCAGCAUUGCUGCCAUGGCUGCAGCCGCUGGCCUCAACCCAGGCCUCAUGGCCUCCUCACAAUUCACUCCUGGUGGGGCUCUGCUGAGUCUGGCUCCUGGUGGUCUGGGCAGUGCGUUGAGUCCAGCACUGAUGAGCAACAGUACUCUGGCUACUAUCCAAGGUGUGUGGAAUGCUCUGGCUUCAAGUGGGACUCUGCCCAUUACCUCUCUGGAUGGCAGUGGGAACUUGCUUUUUGCCAACACCAAUGCUGGCAGCACCCCGAACCUGGUGACGGCGCCACUCUUCCUUAACCCGCAGAACUUGUCACUGCUCACCAGCAACCCGGUGAGCCUGGUGUCUGCCGGAGGAGCUGCAGGGGCUGCUGGGGCCCUUAAUUUGCAUGUAGCUGCAGACCAUAAUGCCGUCACCACGGCAACAGUGCCCGCCUCCACCAUCAGCACUGCCUCCAAGGCCCAGUGAAAGCCCCACCCACUUUGGUCCUCCUCCUUCUCCUUCUCAUCAAUCAUUAUUUAAUCCCUUUGCUACCACCAAAAAGAAACUUACUAAAAUGAAAUUUUUAUACAGUUUUUUUUCUUCUUCAUACCUUCAUCUUGGAGGUUUUUUUUUUUACCUUGUUGAAUUUUUUUUUUUAGCAGCACACUUCAUGAAUGUUGGCGUUACAAGAGAGCCUAGCGUUAAGAUGGCCAAAACCAAACUGUCUCUGGGCUGCACGCUUGCUCAUUUGGUAAUGUAAAGAGGUUUUUAUUUGACUAAUUUUAACUCACUCUACAUUUUGCAUUUAUAUCUUAAGGAUCCGCAAACACUCCUAACCAAAAAAAGCAUUACUUUUUAUUAUUCAUUUUUAACUGUUGAAUUACUCCUUAAUGAUAGCAUUAAUAGCCUUUACUGUGAUCGUUAUUACUGAGGAACUUUUAAGACACCUUUUGAUUUAAACUGUUUUUGUCAGAGGUGCUGCUUUGCAGACCUUUGGUAUGGAAGAGCGAUAGUUCCACUAAGAAAUACAUAUAUUUUUUUAAAUUUCUGAGAAAAAAACUAAGAAUUUUC
This is a messenger RNA of Neoarius graeffei (lesser salmon catfish), 2904 nucleotides long. RefSeq names its product POU class 2 homeobox 1b (gene pou2f1b). Gene Ontology annotation, molecular function: DNA-binding transcription factor activity, RNA polymerase II-specific; RNA polymerase II cis-regulatory region sequence-specific DNA binding. The transcript is spliced from 15 exons. Gene Ontology annotation, cellular component: nucleus. Gene Ontology annotation, biological process: regulation of transcription by RNA polymerase II. NCBI's taxonomy places the organism in Eukaryota, Metazoa, Chordata, Actinopteri, Siluriformes, Ariidae. Bases 163 to 2319 code for a protein of 718 amino acids. The record is from RefSeq and is a predicted model, not a curated record.